Molecule: messenger RNA, 4650 nt
Organism: Osmerus eperlanus (European smelt)
Lineage: Eukaryota; Metazoa; Chordata; Actinopteri; Osmeriformes; Osmeridae
Gene: arhgap17b
Product: Rho GTPase activating protein 17b
Exons: 20
Coding region: 340-2796 (818 amino acids)
Biological process (GO): regulation of Rac protein signal transduction; signal transduction; positive regulation of GTPase activity
Cellular component (GO): cytosol; intracellular anatomical structure; cytoplasm
Molecular function (GO): GTPase activator activity; protein binding
Source: RefSeq, a predicted model, not a curated record
AAGUGAAGAGCACUUCCUUCUUUCCCCAUACAGCACAGUUCAACACAUAAUGAUACGAUGGGAGUAUCUUACAAACUUGAUAUGGAGCCCGAAAAAGUGGGUGAAUGUUGUAUUUUGUAAUCUAAUUUUCGAUUCGUAAAGGUGGAAACUUUUGGAAGGAAUGAAAAAUCUGUUCACAGGCUAUUUAGUUAUUUAACAUACGUGGUCGGCGUCGCCUUUUCCAUGAUAAUGGCAGCAACGUAAGACAACUUUUGGAUUUACGAUUGAUGAAGAAUAAAAGGCAACUUGAGGCACCUCACAAUUUCUAACUCAUUGGAUUCAGUGGAACUGGAACGCAAAAUGAAGAAACAGUUUAACCGCAUGAAACAGCUCGCCAACCAAACAGUUGGAAGAGCAGAGAAGACAGAGGUGCUGAGUGAUGACCUUCUACAGAUCGAAAGGAGGAUGGAGCUGGUUCGUCUUGUGUCUCACAAUGCCCACAAGAGGCUAGUGUCUUGUCUGCAGGGACAUACUGGCACAGACGCAGACAAGAGACACAAAAAGCUUCCCCUGACGGCCCUUUCCCAGGCCAUGGAAGACGGUGGUGCUCAGCUGGGAGAGGAGAGUUUGAUUGGGAAGAUGAUUGGUGUGUGUGGGGAGGCUGAGAGCAAGCUGGCGUCUGAACUGAUGCAGCACGAGGUCCAAAUAGUCAAAGAUAUCCUCGACCCUCUCAACCUGCUAGCAGAGGUGGACAUUCCCAACAUCCUGAAACAGAGGAAGCAACUAGCCAAGCUGGUUCUGGACUAUGACUCAGCCAGAGCCAGGUGGCACCAGGCAACCAAGUCUGUCAUCAGUGCUGGCAACAGUCAGGCGAUGGCCGCCAAGGCCGACUCCCUCAAGGAUGAGAUGGACGAGGCUCUAAACAAAGUGGAAAUUUGCAAGGACCAGCUGUCUGCAGAAUUGUACAACUUCUCCUCUAAGGAAGGGGACUAUGCACGAUAUUAUGUCAUGUUGUUAGAGGCCCAGGCAGACUACCACAGAAGAUCUCUCUCAGCUCUUGAGGCAGUCCUGCCCACCAUCCAGGCACAGCAAGACUCGUGGAUGGAGAAGCCAGCUUUCGGCACAGUCCUGGAGGAGCACCUAAAGAGGAGUAACCGUGAGAUCGCCCUGCCCAUCGAGGCCUGUGUCAUGAUGCUGCUGGAGACAGGCAUGAAGGAGGAGGGCCUGUUCAGAAUCGCAGCGGGGGCCUCCAAACUGAAGAAGCUCAAGGCAGCGCUGGACUGUUCCACCUCGCAGCUAGAAGAGUUUUACUCUGACCCCCAUGCCGUAGCUGGAGCCCUGAAGUCCUACCUCAGGGAACUACCUGAACCCCUCAUGACCUUUCAACUGUAUGAUGAGUGGAUUCAAGCCUCCAAUGUGACAGACUCAGAUAAGAGACUCCAGGCUCUGUGGGUAAUAUGUGACUCAAUGCCAAAAAACCACAAGGCCAACCUCAGGUAUUUAGUGAAGUUUCUGGCUAAGCUGGCUCAGGAUAGCGAGGUGAACAAGAUGUCUCCCAGUAACAUCGCCAUAGUGCUGGGUCCUAACCUGUUGUGGGCCAAGAAUGAGGGAACUCUGGCAGAGAUGGCAGCUGCUACAUCUGUCCAUGUAGUAGCCAUCAUAGAACCCAUCAUCCAGCACGCUGACUGGUUCUUCCCUGAUGAGGUGGACUUCAAUGUGUCAGGUAUGUUUGCCAUGCCCACCCACACGCCUGUCCUGGAUUCCGAGCCAGGCGCCUUCGACAGGAGACGCCCAGGGAGCCAGGGGUCGGAGGGGGAGAGCGUCCGUAAAGACAGCCCUGUUAACAAACAGCCGGAUUACCCCCCUCGUAGAUCUGGCACCCAAAAUAGAAAACAGCAGCAGCCCACCUCACCUGUCUUCCAGCCCUCCCUGCCCCCCCUGGAGGCCGGAGGCCUCACCCAGUCCAAGUCCCAGACCCAGACCCCGUUUGGGGGUUCUGAGGCUGGGCAGCCUGGCCUGGGUGGUGGGGAUGGAGGUCAGGGUGAAGUCCAGGUAGUCCAGGGGCAGCCUGUGGUUUUCAGCUCUGAGGAGAGCAGUCCAGCCCGUGACCCUGCAUCCACACCCCCUCAACAGAGGAAUGGUUCAGCUCAGCUCAUGGUGGGGACCCCGCAGUCCCAGAGUGGGUCCAGGGGUCCCAGUCCCCACAUGGUGCGCCGAGGUACUAAGAAGCAGGCCCCCGCCCCCCCCCGACAGGCCCCCUUCAUAGCUCAGUCCAGCAGCCAGAGUCCGGCCCCCCCACAGCCCCAGCCCAGAGCUUCCCCCAGCCCAGCAGCCAACAGCCCCUUUCCCUCCAUCAUACCCCGACGCCAGUCUGGCAAAGAUGGCCACAUUCACGCCCCCAGCCACCCACCCCCCCAGCCUCCCCAACUCCUUCAACCCCAGGGGGAUCCUGACCUCUCCCCUCCCAGAACCCCCACCCCUCCGGGCACCCCCACACAGGACAGCCCCCCCUCCAACCCCCUCUCCUCUUUUCAUUCAGGCUCCCUCCCCCGACCCACUAGGCCCGCCCCUAAGCCCCGCCCCCGGCCCAGCAUGCCUCCUCCCCCUCAACCCUCGGGCGGAGACGACAAUGGGAUCUGUAGCUCUGCCUCCAAGAUCAUCACAGAUGGAGGCUUGUCCCUAAAGGGGAUUGGUCGAGCCUUUGUUCCGGAAAUUGCUGUGGACCAAAAGGGGGAGAGCUCUGCUGGUCAGGAGCCCACCCCCUACUUGGCCCUUCCCACUCAGCCUGACAUCCAGUCUGAAAGCACUAGUCUAUGAGAAGGGAGGAGCCACAGCAACUGAAAAGCAUUUUUCCUUCACCUGAUUGGUCGAUAUCUUCACAAUAUAUUUGGCAAACAGCCUUUUAUUAGUCAGACACAAGAUCAGACCCUUAAGAGAUGACCUCUGAGCAUUCCUGUGCUACAAACAGAGACAUACUGGAUCAAACCAAAGCCUCAUCAUAUGUGCAUAUGGACCUUAUGACUUCCCUUCGAACAUUGGCCCAGAACUAAACUACCAAACAUGACCUCUGGCAAUAUUAGCUCAUACAAUAUUCUUCUCUUAAAUUGAAAAAAUGUAGUAUGGACCAGUCCCCUCGCCAAGCCUUACUGGGACUUGAACCUAAAUCAAAUAAAGCCAUUGCAUUUUGAAAACAGGUAUCUUGCUGUAUACUGGGACUGGGCCAUAUAAACUCUGAACUUCUGCUGUCUAGCUUAGCUUCCAUUUCAACUCGAUGCUAUUGGUCUAUCAUUAUAUGUCAUUCCGUGUGAAAGCAAUCAAGUUUGAAUGAGUUUCUCAUGUAAAAGGAAUUUUGAUAUUGAGUGGGGAAGGACAUUGCAUUUAUACAUUUAAAAUGAGAGCUAGUAUUUUUCUACCGUAUAUGCAAGGUUUUUAAGUUGGGAAUGUUUCUCAUGGGAGGAAGGGUGCCUUUUAAUGUGUUUUCACAUAUCUUGUUGUUAUUGUUGUAAUGCUCUUCUUUUAUAGUUUGUAUGGGCCAAAGAAUGCUUUGUUCAGUCUCUUAAGUGCUUUUCAUAACUGACACAUCGUUGAUGUGCUUGCACACAUUCAGCAAAUCCCAAAUUGCAGGUAGCAUUAUAAAACAAAUUCAAAUAUGAGAAACAGAGCCCCCAAUUCUUGUUAACUUCCGCACUUUCCUUCAUCUCGAGUUUGAUUGACAGUGGUUUCACAAGAUAAGCCUCACUGAAGGUGAUUGACGGAACAUAAUUGGCUCAAAAGUAGCGGGUUGCUCCAUAAUUAGAAAUUGACAUUCCACAGGCACUGUGCUGUUGCUAAACAACAACUCUCUUAGGGCAACAUCAGCUUACACAACAUGUUUAAACUUGAAAUAAUCUUACCUAUUGUACCUUCAAGACCAAUGGCCACCCAUCAAUAUGCAGAGGCUCACAUCAAAUAAGUAGUUUCCAAUUGAUUUAUCAUGUGAUUUUGCUGCUCUAAGUUUGCUGAAUAUAAAAGUUCACAAAGAUCAAUCAAUAUUUAGUGUAGAGUACACUAUUAUAAACUGCAUUCACCCUGAAGCUGUGCCUUACCCACUCCCAACAUACACUGUUUGUUGUGUUGCUCUUGUUGUCUUAAAACCAGUGUUACCUCAAUUUACUAUAUUAGAACUUCUGUUGGGGUAGGACUGAUCUUUUUAAUAUAUGUUUAAUUUCACGGCAGACUAGUUGUCUUGAAAAACUAUCAUUCCAAAGGAGCAAAACACCAAGGACAGCACUGUUAGAAAAGGGAUACAUGUUUAUGUUUUCAUUUGAGAAAUGAUUUGAUCUUUUUAUAUAUUGAUUGUUUGUUGAUUUAGCUUAGAAGGUGAUAGAUUUAAAGCUACAACCAAAGAGACCCAAUAGCCCAAAUAUUUGACCUUUUUUUUCUUCAUUUAGGCUUUAUGACAUCUUACAUAGCUUUUUAAAUCUAUUUUGAGUCGCUUCUUCUGUCUUGACUGCACUUUUGAUAAACCUGGCUGUCCCUCGUUCUGUCGUAAGAAAAUUCUCCAGGACAUGAGCAUAAUAUGUUAUAUACUGUGGGUGCAUACCUUAAUUGUUCAUAUUAUAGGACAUACAUUUUUUUGGUAUUAAUACUUCCAGUAGAACAAAUAAUAAAAUUGUAUUCUUCAUAAAAGUG